CUUUGGAUUCCCUGUCAACAUACCAAAGAUGAAAUGUCAACGACAGUGUAAAUUGUUUAGGCUGGGUUGUGUGUAUAGUUCAAUUAUUGUGGUGUGAUUAUACUGGCAGCCCUCGUAUUUUGAUCGUGUUGGUCACUGUAGUAGUGGUGAAGUAUAUCAGCUGGAAAGUAAGUUUCUAAUGUGUACAUAGCUGCCAACACAGCAUCUGUCUGGAGCUAUCUCAUCAAGGUUCUUGUGUGAAGAUGAGCACUCAACGGGGAAAUACACAGAGAACCAGGCCACAGGCACACCAAAAUACGAAAGCAUUUAAAAAUGACCUACAUGAUACCUCUUCUCAGACAAAGCUUAUAAAUAAUAUUGAUCUGUCUGGUGUGUGUGAAAGAUGCAAGAGCAUCUUGGAAUGGAAAAUUAAAUACAAAAAAUACAAGCCCCUAAAGGCUCCAAAAAAAUGUGUGAAAUGUGAACAGAAAAGUGUAAAAAAGGCGUACCAUACAGUCUGUUUCCCUUGUGCCAAAUUACUGAAUGUAUGCCCAAAAUGUGGUAAAAAUGAGAAAGUUAUUGAAAAACUCAUUUCUAUUGAAGAACAACUGAAAAAGGAUGCUGAACUCCAGAGACAAAUAAAGCUGCUGUCAUUGCGAAGACGACGAACACUUCUACGUUACAUUGCUAGCCUUACUAAGGGUACAAAUUCAGGCUUUGCUGUGGGAGAAGAUGAAAUGAGGAAACUGCAGGAAGAAGUUACAAAAAAACUGGAAUCACUGAAAAUAAACAAAGAUGAUGUUUUGGAUGACUUAUUAGAUGAUCUUACUGAUGAAAGUGAUGAUGAUUGAUUACUCUAUCUCAAAGAUUUUACCAAAGAAUAUAACUUAUUUCAGUAAUAUCCUUCAUAUAUUCCCGAAACAUGUAGAGUACAUAAUGUGUUUUCUUGCUAGUAGUGCAUGUGCAGCUUUAGAAUACGCUUCAGAAGGAACAAACCUAUUUUUACUCUUUUCUCUUACAUAGAGUAGAUAUAGCAUAGCUGUUUCUUAUACUAUACUUUCAUGUUAACUGGAAAUAAAUAUAUUUGUCCCAAAGUUAGCUACAAUUCACAUGUUAUCCUUAUUCCUGUGUAAAUUUUCCAUGCACUUUAGAUGUGCUCAGCAAAUAUUGUAUCUGAUUCAUGCAGCUUUUGUCUUCUUUCAUAUAGAAUUUUAUGUUGUGGUGUUGUAGGGCCUGUCUUGGGAUGCUGAACCAGUGCUUUAACCAGUAAACGUACUUCCCAACAUUUACAAAUAACUAUUUAGAAUUUUGUCUUGCAUUGUUAGACAGUAUGUGAAUGAAGAUACCUAGCAAAUGGACAAACUUGCAUUUAAGUUAAAAUUUAACAAGAAUUCGUGCAGCACAUAGUGUAAUACAAUGAAUUUUUUUUCCUCUGAUGAUGACAUUUUAUCAAAUAUUACAGAAAAUAAAUCUUAUGAUUUUUUACAACUGAA
Messenger RNA from Schistocerca americana (American grasshopper), 1472 nucleotides. RefSeq lists its product as uncharacterized. Bases 243 to 830 code for a protein of 195 amino acids. NCBI's taxonomy places the organism in Eukaryota, Metazoa, Arthropoda, Insecta, Orthoptera, Acrididae. The record is from RefSeq and is a predicted model, not a curated record. The transcript is spliced from 4 exons.